AUGGCGAAUACUGGAGGCCCAAAACAAUUGCGACGAUCUCUGAUUGCGGGUGCCAUGCGAUCCAUCGCACUGUUCGCGGCACCAGUAUGGGUACGAGCACUGGACACCAGGAGUUACUGCCAAGGGCUGGAGGCAACGUUCAGAAAGAGUGUCAUUCGUAUUAUUAGUGGAUUUCGCACAAUUUCUGAGAACGCAGCUUUCGUCAUCGCUGGAGUACCUCCGUUUGUGGAAAUGGCUAGAAAGCGAGCUGCUACUUAUCGGCAGCUGCGUUCCCGGUACCACACUGUUCGUAAUGCAGGACGACAGGAAUGCUUAGAGAGGUGGCAGCGACGAUGGGAUAGAUCUCCAAAAGGCCGCUGGACGCAUCGGCUCAUCCUGAACAUCGGCGAAUGGAAUGGUAGGAAGCACGACCAAGUCAACUUCCACUUGACGCAGGUGCUAAGCGGCCAUGUAUGCUUUAGAAGUUACCGCUUUGGUCAUGAAGCAUCUGGCGACUGUUCGGAGUGUGGAACACUGGAAGAUGCGGAGCAUACUAUGUUCGUCUGCAAGUUGUAUGGGCCGCUUCGUAACGAUUUGGACAGGGCACUUGGUGUACCGAUCGCAGUGGGAAAUUUGGUCUCGUUAAUGCUGCAAUCAGUGGACAACUGGGUUGUGAUAUGCGAGUUUGUGUCAACUGUGAUGCAGACCCAAAGAAGCAUGGAGAGAGCCAGGAGAGAGUCGAUGGAAUAG
Messenger RNA from Drosophila nasuta, 729 nucleotides. RefSeq lists its product as uncharacterized. The coding region runs from base 1 to 729 and encodes 242 amino acids. The record is from RefSeq and is a predicted model, not a curated record. The transcript has a single exon. NCBI's taxonomy places the organism in Eukaryota, Metazoa, Arthropoda, Insecta, Diptera, Drosophilidae.